AUGAAAAACAACAAAACAUUUCAUUUGAUUGAGACGUCUGUGACCUGGACUCAGGCUCAGAACUACUGCAGACAGCAUCACACCGACCUGGCCAGUGGACUCAAUCAGAUAUACAGUGAAGAGUUUAAGAAGUUGCAGAACUCUAAAGCCUCGUGUAUCGGCCUGUUCAGAGACAGCUGGAGGUGGUCAGAUGGGAGUAACUUCUCUUUCAGAUACUGGGACUCAUUUAAUGAUGGACUAAACAACAGGACAUGUGCUACGACUCUGUUGGGGAGAUCAGGAAGAUGGAGCUCUGCUGGAUGUGACCAAAGAAAGCCUUUCUUCUGCUAUGAUGAUAAACUGAUUCUGAUCAGGGAAAACCAAACCUGGGAGGAAGCCUUGAAUUACUGCAGACAGACACAUCAUGACCUGGUUUCAAUCAGCAACCCUGAGGAGCAGCGAUGGGUCCAGGAAAGAGCCAAAAAAGCCUCGACUCCUUUCAUGUGGCUGGGACUGCAGUACUCCUGCACUCUGGGUUUAUGGUUCUGGGUCAAUGACAACCUAGUGUGCUAUGAGAGGUGGGCUUCAGGGGGAAGGACUGAAGACUGUGGCAUGUCUGCAGCCAUGACCACAGGAGGGCAGCACGAGUGGUGUUUACAGUCUCUGGGUUUGAAAAUGACCAACAGAUUUUUACCUGCAGCUUAG
Messenger RNA from Maylandia zebra (zebra mbuna), 684 nucleotides. The record is from RefSeq and is a predicted model, not a curated record. NCBI's taxonomy places the organism in Eukaryota, Metazoa, Chordata, Actinopteri, Cichliformes, Cichlidae.